Messenger RNA from Oreochromis niloticus (Nile tilapia), 1733 nucleotides. RefSeq names its product bisphosphate nucleotidase 1 (gene bpnt1). Gene Ontology annotation, biological process: phosphatidylinositol phosphate biosynthetic process. The record is from RefSeq and is a predicted model, not a curated record. The transcript is spliced from 10 exons. Gene Ontology annotation, molecular function: 3'(2'),5'-bisphosphate nucleotidase activity. Lineage: Eukaryota; Metazoa; Chordata; Actinopteri; Cichliformes; Cichlidae. Bases 307 to 1320 code for a protein of 337 amino acids.
UAAAGGUUUUACAUUGUGGUUAGACCAGUUUUAAGCAAAAUUUAACUUUGUUUUGCGUAACACAAACUCGAAUUACUGACACACAUUCAUAUAUGAGAGAUAAUCGCUGUACUUUAAUCCGUGUCGGCGUUCUUAUUAUUUGUUAAAGGGUUCAUUCUAAAACGUUGCUGAGAGUUUGUCUUGUGGGCGAGAGGGUACUUAUCUUGUGGGGAUCAAAGGUCUACCACUUCCUGCAUCUCCCUCCUUCACAAACUCCAGGUGCAGUCCAGGAAAACUGGCUAUUGCACAGCGUUAGCAUCAAAAGCAAUGUCUGGAAGUCCUGCUGUUGUUAUGCGGCUGGUGGCCUCAGCCUAUGCUGUGGCUGAAAAGGCUGGGACCAUUGUACGGAAGGUCCUUCACAGUGGAGAACUUGGUAUUGUGGAAAAGACGGGAGCUAAUGAUCUGCAAACACUGGCAGACAGACUAGCACAGCAAAGCAUUUGUGCUUCACUGUCCAAACGUUUCCCCAAAAUCACCAUAAUUGGAGAGGAGGAUCUCCCUUCUGAAGAGAUACAGGAAGAUCUAAUUGAGACUGGCCAGUCAGAGGAAAUUCUUCAGAGGAGUUGUCCACCUGAGUACAGCCAGCUGAAAGAAGAAGAGAUAGUUGUGUGGGUAGAUCCUAUUGAUGGCACAAAGGAAUAUACUGAAGCAUCGAGGUGUCUCCAUUUCCAAGCUGUGGCCCAGGCACCACACAAAGGAUUGGACACCCCUCAGCCUCACAGCACAGCUCUCUGGCUCCUGGAUAAUGUGACAGUGCUCAUUGGGAUUGCAUAUGGAGGCAGAGCCAUCGCAGGCGUGAUCAACCAGCCGUUCUACAACUACAAGCUUGGUGCAGGAACACAAUUAGGAAGAACCAUGUGGGGGAUGCUGGGAUUGGGCGCUUUUGGGUUCCAGCUCCAGGAAGUUCCAGGUGACAGACGGAUUGUCACCACCACCCGUUCCCAUAGCAACAAGCUGGUAACAGACUGUGUGGAUUCCAUGGAGCCUCACGAAGUUGUACGAGUGGGUGGUGCUGGAAAUAAGAUUAUCCAGCUUGUUGAAGGAAAAGCUUCUGCCUAUGUCUUUGCUAGUCCAGGGUGCAAGAAGUGGGACACUUGUGCUCCUGAAGCAAUCCUGCAUGCCGUUGGAGGUAAACUGACUGAUAUGCAUGGAAAUGCAUACCGCUAUGAUGCUAAUGUAAAGCACAUGAACUCUGCCGGGGUUCUUGCUACACUCCGUAACCACGAGUACUACGUCAGCAGAGUACCACAGUCAGUGCUGCAAGCUCUCAAGUCAGACUGAGGUCUGUCUUUAUGUUCCCAAAACUAAGUGUAAAAUCACUGUUUUGUUUUUUUAUUAAGCACAUUAUUUGACUGGUGUAUCUAAUUUUCAAAUGUAACUAGUAACAGCAGUUUUGAGGGUAUUCUGUAUUCCUGUGCCUAAAACAAAUCACCGUGAUUUCUGAGUGUCAGUGGACUAACCAAACCACAACUAUGUUCUACACUCAUUUAAUGAAUCAGACACGAGUAUUAAAGCAGGCUUAACAACGCUUCCAUUUAUUUCACUCAUUUGAAACAAACUUGUACAAAUCUCAGAACAUCUUAACAUACUGUUUCUCAACUUGAAGACCAAUAGAUUUACAAGGCAAAAGGCAAGAUAUGAAGGUUAAAUGUUGGUUAGUGAGUUGGAAAUGAUGUACUGUACUUGAUUCGGUA